CUGGAACGGUGUUCUACCGCACUCUACUCUACCGGUAGUGUUCUGUGCUCUACCACAUAACGCCUACCAGACUCUGCUGAAGCGUUGGCGUCGCCGCGGUCCGUGCGUCACGGCUGUGGUUCUGUGGCUGUGUUGGAGGCUUUGAAGCAGUUUGGUGGCACAUGCAAGUGGGUCGAAUAGCCAUACGGCGGAGUCAUACAUGCGUUUAUUGUCGGUUUCGUGCAGGCAAGAAUAAAUAGCUCUGAUAAGUGAACGUAAUGCUGGAGUAAUCGACCUCGCUCGCAGUUUUGCUGCUACGCACCGCCAAUAUGGCAAGACGGAAAGGGGCGACCGAUCGGGCUCCGCUUCUCUCCGAUGAUGAACCGAUUGAUGGCUACAGCACUUACACGAACAUUUCAUGCCAAAUGAAAUGCCAGCUGGGACCAGUAUCGCCUAGAACAAACAACAGAACGGGCGAGAAACUGGUGGACAAUACUGUGUAUGAUAUUGUUGGCGUGUUUGUGAUUGCAUUUGACACUCGAGCGGGUAACACUGUAGAGUGGUGGACACCUGAUGACUUGGAUGUAUCUGGCAUUGAGUUUAAGGCUAUGACCAGUGGAGCUCACAGAGUUCACACAGACUUUAUAUACUUCAAGAGGAAAGAUUGCUAUGGGCUCUCCUGCUUUGAGAACAUGAAAGUAGAAAAUGAGGAAGAGCGUGGAGCACGGAUGAAGUCAAUUGGAAUACUUGCAAAAAGCUACUCGUUGCUGCAUCUGCACAAGACAUUCCUGCAAAAGCAAGUGCGACAACUGUUGGAAACGCCAGGAUUAUAUGAAGACCUUAUUCAGUUUUACCUGGCCUAUCAAACACCACCCCUCAUGGACACCGGCCUUGGUGCCUCCUACAAAACCAUCUGUGAUGGCAUGCAUUCGAUGGAGAUUACACACCCAGCCGGUUGCUUCUCACAGUUCCUGAAUUUCUUCGGGGAGAAAGUAUUUCUUUUAUGGAAGUUUGCACUGUUGAAAAAAGGAUUUUUUUUUUCUCCUCCACCAAUUGGUGUGAUUUGCUAUCGUGGCACUACUGAGAAAAUAUUUGACACAAAGCAAAACCUAUUUGACCUGUUUGUUGACCAGCAAAACUUGAAAGUUCAUUAUUCCUUGCAUGAAAGGCUGCUGGAAUUGAGUGCUGCUGAUAAGCUGAAGUACAACCACCUUUUAGAGCUAAGAUCCAAAUGCCAGCCGUUACUAGCAGGGAAUUCAGAUGCUACAGACGAGUCCUGGUUUACUGGGUUUUUCAUGGCUCAAAACACACAGCUUUUUAAGGAGCUACUAGUGGCAUACAGGAGCCCUGAAAAACUGUGGACUGAAGAACACAUGCAAAGAGUGGGCCUUGACCCACAUGGUGACAAACUGUUCUUAACAGAGUUGGUUGAGCGCUAUGGUAUAGACAUUGUACUGAUCACAGGCAGCGUAUGCUGCCCAGCAGUGACUUUGUGAUAACGUUUGCUACUAUAUUUGUCACAUCUGCCCAACCUCAUAAUCCAUGUAGAAUUGCACUGUGGUCUGCAUUAUCUGGAUGAUCCAGGCUAUAAUGUGGUUCAUGCAUGCUUUGUGUACUACAACAGGUUUACCCAAAGUGAUAAGUUAUACCUUUCGUACAACUUAGUCUUGUCAUUACGUCAGAAUCAUAUUGAAAAAGAAUACUCAUAUUCAUGCAGAUAAGUGUUCAAAUGCACACGCAGCAGAGGCCUUGUGGACUUCAUUUAGUGUAAUAUUGUUUUGUGCAAUGUAUGUAUACUUUUUAAAGAUUAUGAAUCUUCUUGGUCUGCAUAGUACUUGAGUUCAAGGCUACAAGCCAAUGAGUCACUGUACAAGUUCCUUUUGAAAAAGAUGUAAUUAAAUCUAAGUCGUUUUGUUUUGGAACUACUUCACUAGAAAUUUCUAAACAUUAGUGCAUUAUGAAUGCAUGGUGGCUGUACUUUUGGAAAUAUUAAAGUGAGAAGUAUGGUUAUUUAC
Molecule: messenger RNA, 1994 nt
Organism: Rhipicephalus microplus (southern cattle tick)
Lineage: Eukaryota; Metazoa; Arthropoda; Arachnida; Ixodida; Ixodidae
Product: DENN domain-containing protein 11
Cellular component (GO): cytoplasm
Source: RefSeq, a predicted model, not a curated record